AUCCAAGUUCAGUCGUUAUCAUAACAUAACUGAAAACGAGUUAUUAUUGUUCGCGCGUGAAAUACACAGAACUAGUAUAUUGUGAAGAAACUUGAAUCUAUUUGAUACAUUUUAGACAUCAACGUGAAUCAUGAUUAUAACAAUAUUGUUGGUGUUGAUUUUAUAUGUAAUAUUGUAUGAUUAUUAUGUGCAUCAUAAACGAAGUGGGCGACUUAUUCGCCUUAUACCAGGUCCACCAAGUGUUCCGAUUUUCGGUUCGGCACUUUUAUUUCAAUGUUCACCACGAAAUAUAUGGAUACUUUUGCGUUCUUUUGUCGACACCAAUCCCGUUCUAAAACUCUGGAUAGGUCCUGAAUGUACUAUAUUCAUUCGUCAUCCAGAUGAUUUGGAGAAAGUUUUAAGCAGUACGAAACAUAAUGAAAAAAGUAGAGUGUACAUCCCGUUACGUCCAUGGCUUAACGAUGGUCUUCUUACAAGCAAAGGAAACAAAUGGCACACUCGACGAAAACUACUUACGCCUGCAUUUCAUUUUAAUAUACUACGGCACUUUGCUGAUGUUUUGAUUGAAGAGGGAAACCAUAUGACAAAAUCUCUGAAAGAAAGUGAAGAAACAGUUAUACAAGAUUUAGUUUCAUUUGUUAGCGAGCAUACACUAAACGCAAUAUGCGAAACCGUUAUGGGUAUUUCUUUGCGUAGUCUUGACACGUUUGAGAAACAGUAUCGGAAAGCAGUACAUGAUAUAGGUGAUCUUGUGAUACACAGAAUCUUCUCUCCGUGGCUGUUUCCCGAUUUGAUGUUCGCAUUAUCUCCAACAAAUAGAAAGCAAACUAAGUUGUUAAAGAUAUUACAUGGAUUUACUGAAAAAAUCAUUAGGGAAAGAAAACUUUAUCACGAACGCACAGAGGAUCGAUAUUUAAAAAGCACUGAAAGUAACACAUUGACAGAAACAGAUGACGCAGAAGUGAUCGGAAUUCGUAAAAAGCGACUCGCUAUGUUGGAUCUUCUAAUAGCGGCAUCUCGAGAAAAUGAUAUAACCGAUUUGGACAUCAGAGAGGAAGUUGACACCUUCAUGGCCGAGGGUCACGAUACUACGGCAAUGGGUGUGUGUUUUGCUUUACUAUUAUUAGCUGAGCACAAGGAUAUUCAGGAUCGUGUCAGGACUGAAGUUAAUGAUGUGAUGGAAGAAACUAAAGGAAAUUUGACUAUGGCGUCUUUACAAAAGCUACCGUACUUAGAGAGAUGCUUGAAAGAAGCGCUGCGAUUAUAUCCCAGUGUGCCUACCAUAUCACGCACUCUUGCAGAAGAUAUAAAAUGUCAGUCGUACAUAGUGCCGGCUAAUGUAUACGUGACUAUUGAUAUCUACGCCGUCCACAGAGAUCCUAAUUUCUGGCCGAAUCCGGAUGUAUUCGAUCCGGAUCGAUUUUUGCCCGACCAAGUGCAAAAUCGUCAUCCUUAUUGCUACAUACCGUUUAGUGCGGGACCGCGAAAUUGCAUAGGUCAACGGUUUGCUAUGUACGAAUUGAAAGCUAUGAUCGCACCUCUGGUACAUCACUUUUACCUGGAGCCUGUUGAUUACUUGAGAAAUGUUCAGUUAAAGAUGGAUAUGAUAAUUCGUCCUGCUCAUCCAGUUCGUGUAAAAUUUGUGCCGAUCAAAAAAAAACAAUGAAAUUAAAAUAAAAACAGAAAUGAUAUA
Molecule: messenger RNA, 1693 nt
Organism: Pseudomyrmex gracilis
Lineage: Eukaryota; Metazoa; Arthropoda; Insecta; Hymenoptera; Formicidae
Product: cytochrome P450 4C1-like
Exons: 12
Coding region: 131-1666 (511 amino acids)
Molecular function (GO): oxidoreductase activity, acting on paired donors, with incorporation or reduction of molecular oxygen; monooxygenase activity; iron ion binding
Source: RefSeq, a predicted model, not a curated record